CCCUCUCUCUCUCUCUCUCUCUCUCUCUCUCUCUGUUCUCCACUGCUUCAAUGCUCCGCCGUUAAACCCUAGCUUCCAAAAUCCAUGGCUCUCGUUCCCCAAAUCCUCCCCUACCCUCCUCUCCUCCGCCAGGCCGCUGCAACCGCCGCCGCCACCGCCCUCCCCUUCCCUCUCUCCAAACCCCUCAGCCCUCCCUCGCCCUCCAGAACCGCCCUCUUCUCCUCCCCCCAAGAUCGCCGCCACCGCCUCUCGAUCCCCCUGCGAUGCUCUUCCUCCGACCCUGGCGGCACCUCCGGCGAUGACCUCGUCGAGCUCCCUCUUUUCCCUCUCCCACUCGUCCUCUUCCCCGGCGCCAUCCUUCCCCUCCAGAUCUUCGAGUUCCGGUACCGAAUUAUGAUGCACACGCUCCUCCAAACUGAUCUCCGAUUCGGCGUCAUCUUCUCCGAGUCCGGCACCAUCGCUGACGUCGGCUGCGUCGGCGAGAUUGUCAAGCAUGAGCGCCUUGUCGACGACCGUUUUUUCCUCAUCUGUAAAGGCCAAGAGCGGUUCCGUGUUUCCGGGAUCGUGCGCACCCGGCCGUUCCUUGUCGCUCGGGUGUCCUGGCUCGAGGAUCGGCCACCCCCGCAGGGGGAUGAUGACGUUGAGGCGCUUGCGAGCGAAGUGGAGACGCACAUGAGGGAUGUGAUUCGGAUCUCGAACAGGUUGAAUGGGAAGCCGGAGAAGGAAGGUGGAAUGGAUCUCCGGCGCAACCUUUUCCCUACUCCGUUCUCGUUCUUCGUGGGGAGCACGUUUGAGGGCGCUCCGCGCGAGCAGCAGGCGUUGCUGGAGCUCGAGGACACGGCAGCGCGGCUCAAGAGGGAGCGUGACACUCUCCGCAACACGCUCAACUACUUGACUGCAGCCUCGGCAGUGAAGGAUGCCUUCCCUUCCUCUCCUUCUUCCUCUUCUUGACUAUUAUGCGAUACACUACUCUGAACAAAAACCCCACUGUGGCAUUUCAACAAACAGGUUAUCUCAAAAAGGUACUUGUUUUUUUUAUGCUUUGUUUUCCAAAUAUUUUUGUGGAUUUGAAUUGUGUAAUUACCUGGGGAAAAAAAAUAGAUAUGAUGUAGUUGUAGAUGAAAGUGUAUUAAUAAUUUGGUACUGUUUAUUUCCAAUGGCAUUUGGAAAGUUGAUAAUUUAGUACUUGUUUCAAGUGCAAUUGACAAGGAGCAGGCUUGUUAUAUGGAUUAUGACACAGCAAAUGCUAUUCUAUUCAGUGUUGUAGCUUUA
Dioscorea cayenensis subsp. rotundata (Guinea yam) is the source of this 1272-nucleotide messenger RNA. Its product is annotated as lon protease 2-like. NCBI's taxonomy places the organism in Eukaryota, Viridiplantae, Streptophyta, Magnoliopsida, Dioscoreales, Dioscoreaceae. The record is from RefSeq and is a predicted model, not a curated record. The coding region runs from base 85 to 951 and encodes 288 amino acids. The transcript has a single exon.